AUGUAUAUAAAUAAUUUCAUAGAAAGACUUUCUUAAUCAUAACAAUUAUUAAUAACCUUACAAAACCCCCACAUUCCAAUUGAUAAAAAAGACCAACCUCCUGAAGCCCUAAAAAUAUCCCAAAAAAUACUCAACAUACUAGAAAAAGAAUAUAACUAUUCCGAAACAGAAGAAGAAAUUAAACAAAAGGAUAAAAAAGUCCAAAAACUUCGCGAAAUAAUAUUAAAUUGGAUAUCCUAAGUAGCCGAAGAAAAAUAAAUAGACUUUAAAUACAACGGUGAUUUAUUAAUAUUUGGUUCAUAUAAAUUAAAAGUAAAUUAAAAAAAUAGUGAUAUAGACGCAGUUUGUUUUGUCCCAUCUUUUGUAGAAUGCAAAAAGCAUUUUUUUGGUGAUUUAUUUCAUAUAUUAUCUUAAAAAAAAGAGGUAGAAGACAUUUUUUCUAUAUAACAUACUUCUGUCCCUUUAAUAAAAAUGAGAUAUUUUGGAAUUCCCUUUGAUAUUUCAUUUUCGAAAUAAUCCCAAAGUCAAUUUAAAUCUGAUUUAGAUAUAAAAUCAAUAUAAAUUUUAUAAGGAAUGGACGAAAAAUCAAUUAGAGCUUUAAAUGGAUAUAGAGUGGCUGAAUGGUUUAAUUAAAAUAUUAAAAAUAAAGAUACAUUUAAAAAAGCCUUAAAGUGUAUAAAAUUAUGGGCUUAAAAUAGAUGUAUUUAUUCAAAUAUUUUAGGCUAUUUAAAUGGAAUAGCUUGGAGCAUUUUAGUCGCAAAAAUAUGCUAAUUAUACCCCAAUUAUUUCGUUUAUGGUAUAAUUGAGAGGUUUUUUUUUCUUUAUUCAAGAUGGAAAUGGCAUGAUAUGGCAGUUUAAAUAGAGUAUAUAUAAGAAGAUAUAUAUAAUCAGAUGAUUUGUGGAAAUUAAUGGGUUCCAGAAAACAAAGGAAUAAGCAAUAUGAUGAUUAUAACCCCUUGUUUUCCUUGUAUAAAUUGUGCUUAUAAUGUCACUGAGAGUACUUUGAGGGUAAUAUAAGAGCAGUUUUAAUACGGAUAUAGAAUUUUAGAUGAAAUAUAAAAAAAUUAAUCACAUUAUGACUAUUAGGAUCUUUUUAAACCUUUCGAAUUUUUUAAAAGAUAUAAUGCAUUUUUAUAAAUAAGAAUUUUAGCGAAAAAUAAAAAUGAGUAUUUCCAAUGGAAAGGUCAUGUGGAAAUUAAUUUAAGAAAAUUAACGAAAAUUAUUGAAAAUGGAAAGCUUAGUAAAAUAAUUUUAAUUCAUCCUUUUUCGAAAUUUAUAGAUUUAUGUUUGAAGGAAUAAUUAGGAGAUUAUUCUUUAGGUUGUGUUUAUUUUUAUGGAAUUAAAGUUAAAGAUAAUUAGAAUGAUAUAUAAAUUUCUUUUGAGGAAGAAAUUAAAAAAUUUUUAGAGAUUUUAGAGUUUGGGGAUAAAAUUCCAUAAUUAGUUAAUAUAUCUAUUAAAUGUGUAAGGUAAUAAUAAGUUUUUGCUUUUAAUUAAGAUUGGGCAGAGGUUAUAAAUAAUUAAAUGGUUAACAUUUAAUGA
Messenger RNA from Ichthyophthirius multifiliis, 1539 nucleotides. Its product is annotated as nuclear poly polymerase npap nucleotidyltransferase protein binding, putative. The record is from RefSeq and is a predicted model, not a curated record. Gene Ontology annotation, cellular component: nucleus. Gene Ontology annotation, molecular function: poly(A) RNA polymerase activity; RNA binding. The transcript has 2 exons. NCBI's taxonomy places the organism in Eukaryota, Ciliophora, Oligohymenophorea, Hymenostomatida.